This is a messenger RNA of Colletes gigas, 2112 nucleotides long. Its product is annotated as transcription factor stalky-like. The record is from RefSeq and is a predicted model, not a curated record. The coding region runs from base 135 to 1664 and encodes 509 amino acids. The transcript is spliced from 3 exons. NCBI's taxonomy places the organism in Eukaryota, Metazoa, Arthropoda, Insecta, Hymenoptera, Colletidae.
GUUUAUUGAAAUUUCUUUAAACUAUCUGCACGUGAGAUACAGUGUAAAAAGUGUUGGAAAAACUUUUAAAUUAUGAUUUAUAAGUUCGUGUCUAUGCAUGGUAACGAUUGAAAAUUCAAGACAUCUGUCUGAUAAUGAUUAUACAUCUGAAAGGUUGUACAUACGACGAUGUAACUUCCGUGCUUAUAAAGAAGAGGAAAGUCUUUUGGGAUGAGUUCUUUUUUAAAUAUUCCCAAAAAAUGUCGUAUGAAGUUGAAGAUGAAGAUAUUGUCACGAGAGUAUCGUCACGAAUGAAAAAGAACUUGGUAAGUUCUACACAGCAUUGGGUAAAUACUGGUUAUUUUCCUUAUUCCAUGUAUAAAAAGUCAGAUAUGUGUUUAAAAACAUGUUCUCGAUAUAAGAAAGUAUCUUCAAAUUUAUUACAUCGCCGUACCAUAGAAGAGAAAUCGAUUAAAAACGAUGAAAAACAAAGAUUUUGUGAAAAUUCCAAUACCACCUCUGUCGAUACUAUGGCAUAUAUAUUGUCAAAUAUGAACAGAACAAAUAAAGUUGAAACCAUGGCUAUCAUAGAAGGAGCAAAACAUAGUAUAUCAACAAAUUCUCAGAAUGUAAUCUGUGAAAAUACUGAGUUGAUAAAACGUCUAGAUAAAAUGUCUAGAAAAAAUUGUGGAGAUCCAGUAUCGAAUGUUAAUAAUAAUAAUAAUCAAAUAUGCUCUUUUGCACCUUCUUCUGAAAAAAUAAAACAAGAAAAGAAUGACCUACAAAAGACUAGAACUGCACUAGAGAAGAGUGUAGAUACAAGUAUUAACAAAAUUCUGUUGCUUGAUACGGUUAAAAAAGGCAAAGAAUUGUUUCAUGACUCUAAAUCUCAUUCCAAUAAACAGUUCAGUGAGAAUAUUAAUGUCAGUGGAGAAAGUAAUUCGGAUACACAGAAUUCGAUUACAAAGUCGUUGAAUACCGAACAAAAUGACUCGAUAGAAAAAGACCCUAUAUUGCAAAAUAGUCCCGUAACGGUGGGUCAUCGUAGAAAACUGUAUAGCGAAAGAAGAUCACCUAUCGAUCUCGUCGAUAUGCAAAUCGGUAACGAGAAUAUUACGAUGUCUAAAUUAACCCAGCAUUUGCAUUCAGCAAUAUAUACUAAACCUGAAGUUAAAAAAGAGAAUAGAACAUCCGUGAUAAGCAGAUCAAAGAAUCGCUUUUUCGUGUUAAAUAAAAAUUCCGAGAAGAAUAACAACUCGCUCUAUACAAAUUCUACUGUUACAGAUAGUUCGAUGACAAAUCAAAAUUUAUAUAUAGAUAAAUCUUUGUCAACUGAUGUAGUUUGUUUAAGGCGGCUAACAGAAAAUAGCGAAUCAACAUUUCCGAAUUUAUUGCUUGGUAAACCGGAAAUCGAAUACUUGUCCGACAAUAGCAGUUAUAGUUUAAACAGUAUACAAAUUUGUAAAUGCGACAAUUUUGAUACUAGCGAAACCUAUGACGACGAAGAUAGUAUCAAAUCUGCUUCGAUAGUAGAAACUAGAACGUUACGUUCCGAUGAAUCGGAAACAGUUUGUAAAGAUAAUCAUGGCAAUAAUGUACGUAUAGAUAGCGAUCAAAAGUGUUUUUUAUCCGAUGGCGAUGACGAGUUUACAAACAUUGUACAGAAGUAUUACACAAACUGGUAGUAAGUCAUCAAAUUCCAUGCAAUAUUGGGGCGAAUGUAGUCUCAGCUUUUAAGAAUCAAUUUUUACGCUUCAUUUUCUUCAUCGUUCCCUGUUCAUAUUUAUUCAGUAUCGCCGGUUUAAAGCUUCAAGAUCAAUGGCUAGCUGCCCUUCUUUUCCAACGAAUCAUCGAGAUUCAUGGAAACGUUCGUAAGGAGAGUAUAAGACUUUCGGGAUCACAGAUUUAAUUGUACAAACAAACUCAAUAUUUUUCGAGUUACUCCCAUUUAAAGCUGUCGAAGCCUUAAAGGAUCAUACAGAUGGAAAUCAGUUGGCAAAAUGUCUGAAUUUCAUGUACGAUGUUUCAAUGCUUCCUAGUCAUUUUCUUCUUGUUGAUUUUUUGCUUUUUGUUGAUGACUCUCUGUCGAUCGAUGGAUCGCGUCCUGUUAUCCUGUUUAUGAUCAUUGACUUA